AGCAGGUGAAGGAGGUUUGCUGCUCACCAUGUUAGGAAAGUCAUCCGACACAGAAAAACACGCUCAAACAUUUUGUGCACGAUUGCACAUUUUUGCCAAAGCCGCACGUUCACGUGAGUCAGCCUGGAGACAGCAGUCUGCCAGAAGUUAAGGACCGGCUCUUUGGCCUCCCUCCCCCCUCUCUCCGUGCCCCUGUCCGAACUACACUGGCCGAUUUUCCCCCUGGGCUCAUCAGCAUGACAAAGCACUGGCCGGAGCAGAGUCUCUUGGCACCACCCGCUCCGUCCCACACUGGAGAACACCACGACCAUCAACUUGACUUACACAGACAUGGGCAGAAGGCUUUUCUCUCCGCCGGUGUAACGUGGAACUCUCCGGCCCAUCACUGGUCACUUUCUCCAGCUCAGAUGGGUCCUCAGCAGCCGCAGCAGCCGCGCUCGGAGAAGCACACAGCGCGCCCCGAACACCUUGGCACCGCCACGCCAUUCAUGGAUAAAACCGCGGCACCGAGCGCACCGUUCCCAAACAGACAAGAUGCCAACUUCAAACACGAAUCUAUGAAUCGGGAUUCAUGGGUGAAUGAACAGAAGAAGAGUAAGAGCAACGAGGGGAAGAAGAAGAACUAUCAGCGGUAUCCAAAACCACCAUACUCGUAUCUUGCCAUGAUUGCUAUGGUCAUCCAAAGGUCGCCGGAGAAGAAACUGACAUUGUCUGAGAUCCUGAAGGAGAUCAGUACCCUCUUCCCAUUUUUCAAAGGAAACUACAAGGGCUGGCGGGAUUCAGUGCGACACAACCUCUCGUCAUACGACUGCUUUGUGAAGGUGCUGAAGGACCCAGGUAAGCCUCAAGGCAAAGGCAAUUUCUGGUCAGUGGAGCUGAGCCGUGUUCCCCUGGAACUCCUCAAGAGGCAGAACACAGCGGUGUCGCGCCAGGAUGAGACUAUCUUUGCCCAGGACCUGGCUCCCUACAUCUUACAAGGACACAAGCCAGAAUCUGAGCCGACCUCUGAACCUGUGACCUCCCUCCUCCCCAUGCGCACUGGAAACCCUUCCCUGCCACAGGAGGACUUGUUCCGACCUAAGCUGGACUCAUCCUUCGCUAUCGAUUCCCUGCUACACAGCCUCCGGCCGACGAGUGCUUCUGGGGAUGUGGACGUGACUUCCAGGGAGUGCUGGGGUGAGAUGGAGCAUUCUCGGCCCUCUCCUCCUCUGCGACCACGCUACACAUCCUCUGCCCGUAGUGCCUCUGCCAGCUCUGCCAGCCCGGCUUCCACCUCCUCCUCCUCCUCUUCCUCUGAUGAAGAAUGGAAGGGGGUGACCCUGUCUGGGAAGCGUGUUCCCCCAGAUGGCGAAGCAGGGUCUGAUGGGUAUGAGGAUUAUCGGCCACCACUGCACAAAUCAGCCAGACGGGAGAGUUCUGCACCUCCAUGGGAGCUCCCCACCUCCUACGCCAAAUAUGCUCCCCCCAAUGCUGUUGCCCCGCCCAGCAUGCGGUUCAAUGGAGGCCCUAUCAUGCCACUGCACGGUGGACUUCCCCUUUAUAACUAUGGUAGCUCUCCAGUCGCUCCUGCUCACUUUUUAGGUCACACAUAUUGGCCCAUCCUCCCCAGUGGACGGGUUUCAGUCCAAGGCCCUCCCCUCAUCAUGGACCUGGACAAUAUGUUGCAGUCGGUGCCUCCAAAUAAGAGUGUUUUCGAUGUCCUGGUACCAACCACUCCGAACUCUCACGCACACCAACAUCAACCGCCAAGUCAGUACGCCCUGCAGAACGGGCCUCCUUUAAACCGCUACCCUCAGUACUGACUGAAAAACUGUCGCACACAAAAGACACAAUCCGUCACACGGAUGCCAAACCACAGUGAUGCAGGGGUGAAGUUUUAUCAAGAUAAGAGAGAGCGAAAAUGUGUUAUCUGCUGCAACUUUUACUAAACCGAGUCUCACUCAUUUCCUCCAGCUGAAGGCCUCUAAACUGCAGACAGUGCUGUUGAUGAAUUCAUGUUUUUUAGAAGAUGAAAACCACUGAUUUAUAUAUAUAUGUAUCUUUUUUUAAAAGCUCAGGUGUUUUUCAGACCCAACUUUAACAAAACAUCUACCUCAGUUCUCAGCUCUUUGCACUGCCAAUGUCAUUUGCACUGACUCUUAUUGGCAUGAAACUAUGACCUUUUAUCUGUUGAUCUACUGUGAACGCUGAAUGUAAUGUUGUACAAUCAUGUGAAAUACUAACAAUGACAGGCUGGACUGUGGAUGUGAACAUCUGGAAAAUCUGUGUUUAAAAACAGCAGCGUUAUAGUAUUUUAACAGAAUAGAGGUGGGCAAAAACACAAUUUAAUUUUCCUCUGUCUAGACUGCUUGCAUUGAUUCUGUCCCUUUUCAUUUUGGUGUUAACUUAAGUUUUUUUCUUGUUGCAUUUGAGAAUCUGGCAGGUUUACCACAGAAAUAUGCUCAGAUUUAGAUUCUUGUCAAUCUGUAAAAAAGCUGCUGCUGCCAUGUUUACGCGACAAUCUACUGCUAUACAACGACCACUAUCUACCUCAGACUGGGACAUGUUCCUGUGAACGUUUGCACUGCUGGUUUUGCACUAUUUUAAUGUUAUGAUCACGACCAAAAGGAACUUGCUUUAAAUGUCUGCCUACCACGACGGCCGAAUGUUUUCUAACUUUCUCGUCAUGUACCUGUACAGUGCUGAGCUGCAGUGAAACUUCAUCUCAGAGUAUCAAAAGAAUGUAAUGGAGUUAAAUAGGGAAUGUAAUAAAAUGCUGUUUAUUUUACUUAA
This is a messenger RNA of Solea senegalensis (Senegalese sole), 2772 nucleotides long. RefSeq names its product forkhead box H1 (gene foxh1). Lineage: Eukaryota; Metazoa; Chordata; Actinopteri; Pleuronectiformes; Soleidae. The transcript is spliced from 4 exons. Gene Ontology annotation, biological process: regulation of DNA-templated transcription. Gene Ontology annotation, molecular function: DNA-binding transcription factor activity; sequence-specific DNA binding. The record is from RefSeq and is a predicted model, not a curated record. Bases 237 to 1802 code for a protein of 521 amino acids.